GCAGAUUAAGAUUUUAACUUCGCGUCAUACACUCAUCCUGUUGUCCGGGAGUGGGCGAUCGCGAGAAGGUGCUGAAGGUGAAUUUCUGGUUUGCAGCAAAAUAAGGACCCAUGACCUCGUUUUCUGUUUGAUUUAGCCUGGUUCGGUAGAUUUUUAGGCCUGAAUAUGAAUGAAGUCUUACAAAACGCAAUUGAGACUGUUGAUGGUGCAAGGCAACAUAAGUGUGAAUUAGAAGGUCGACUGGGCCAGUUGAAUGACUGCAUAUCUCAGGUAUCAAUUACAAGUGAAAAAGCCCGUGAGGACAUUAAACAGCAUUUUGCUGAGUUGCAAUCAAAAAUUGUCAAAGAAAUACAACACAAGUCUAAAGUACUACUUGAUCAAAUCAAUGCUAUUGAGAAAGAAUCUUUAAAACCACUGGAAGAAUGUAAACAGAUCUUGGAUGAUGGAAUAAAAGAAACUGUGUCAGUAAUUGAAAAUGGUGAAAAACUCCUGCAUUCUGAAGACGAUACUGCAAACAAUGCAAAUAUUAAAAAAUUGAACAAAUUUACUAAUUCAGCAACAGGUCUAUCUUUAGAGAGUGUCCCUGAGGUUCCAUCUGUCACAGAGGUCGCUUGUUUAUCGUUUAAUUAUAAAGAAAAGAAUUUUAGCCAAGAAUUAUGUUCUGCGAUUAAAAAUCAUGGAGAAAUAAGCAAGCAAGCUCCUGUGCAAAUAACGGAGUUAGAACCUCUGCCUGGUGGAAUGGUAGUUACUUGGGAUGAGGCUGGUGAUGAUAGUGAAGUUGCAGAUUGGAUUGAAAAUGGAAACACUGUUUUAUAUAAGUUGCAGUUUUGUCAUGGAAAGGUCAGUCUAUUAACAAAACGUUCUGAGACUGAAUACAGUUCACACUUUUUUCAAGACACUUACAUUGGAAAAAAUAUUAGUCAUACCGUGCAAAAGUUAUCACCAAACACAGUAUAUACUUUUCGGGUUAGUCGUUGCCUCAUCAAAGGAGAUACUGAUAGUGAUCUAUCAGAAACAAAAAAUAAUUGGAGCCCGUGGAGUGUUUAUCAAGGUGGAAUAACGACACUACCAGGAUAUGAAUGGGCGGAUGUAAAAGACAAUGAAGGUUACAAUGUGCAAGAUAAAUUUCGAGUUGCAAGCAAAAGAAGCAACACAUCUCAAAUAUUAUAUUCAAAGGCUGGAGGUUAUACAGUCGGUUAUCCUAUAUUAUUCAGGAUAGAAAAUGAAGGGAAGUCUCAAAGUCUUGGAGAUGGAUUUGCUCUUGUUGCAAAGAUUGAUCCAGUCAGUCGUUCAAUCGUAAAGGAUGGUUCGUUAUGUGUUGCUGCUGAUGGUAGAAUAUUUAUCAAUGGUACAGAAUCAAAAACCAGAUUUUCCAAUUUUUGCAGAAAUAUGAAAAUACGUUUUCAAACACAAGAAAUCCAGACAGAAAUUGACAGUAUAUCACCUGGAAAAAAAUCCAAAGGAAAAUCAUCCGUCACACUACGAGUCACAAUCACAGUCAUGGAUAAAGAAGCAGUAUUUAAUUGGCGAAUAGCACCAUCGUCUGUGCUGUCAACGAAUUCGUCAAAUAAAUACUGUCUCGGAUUUGCUGCUGCGUUCAAAUCGCAAGGAUGGAAAUUUAGUGUGAUAUAAAGUAACUGAAGCUGCUUAGUAUUUUCUUUGUGUCUGACCAAAUUUAAAAUUUACUGUCAGUGAUGUAAUUUGAAUAAAUGUCGGAUAUGAUAGUGGUGUUGAUUCUAAAAGACAUUUCACUUUUAUUUGCCAUGAACAGAUAUCUCUAAAAAAAAUUAUCACAAUGAACUUGAGACCCUUCUAAGUGAAUGUGUUUAAUGUUAUGCUAGGUGCAAUUUUUGUCAACACAUUUUUAUUAUUUUAUUUUCUAUUUCAUCAACUGUUCCACAAUACAAUGUCAUACAGGGUCAGUUUCAAGUAGUAUUUCAAUUACUUUCGAGUAGAAUCUAUGAUCUGAACCUCUGAGAUCUGCUCGACAAACCGUCACCUGCUGUAUAUUAUGUAUUGUGUUUUUGAGUGUCAUUUUCGUGUACAGCUUUCCUUACUCAUUUCUUGCCUUACUCAUUUUCUGAGAAAUUGCAAUCAAUUUACCAUGUUCAAAAUGGUAUUAUGAUCUUAUUUUAUUGAGCAAAAUUUGAUUUUUACAUACGUCCAACUGCUGCUGCCAGUUCGUGAUUUUGUUAACCAUUCAGAAUAGUCCCGUCCAUUAUUGUGCUCGUUUCUUGCCAACUUGAAUUAUUUUUAGAUUAAUAAUAACUCAGGAAGUUCGUCAUUGUACUGUUGUCCUAGUUUCUCCUAGUCCUGGUUUAAUUUUUCUCAUUUAUUCAGCAUUUUUGUUUUCGUUGAGUUAACGGGUAGUUUUUUUACAUUUAUAGUGAUACUUUUUUUUAGGUUUUUUUGUCAGCAAUUUUGGCUGGUAUGGUAACAUACAUUUCCAUAAAUUCACGCAGAUGAUUUAACAUUUUUUAUUUCACAGCGCCAGUGGCCUUAUUAUGAGUAAACUCCGAAAUAAAGAGCAAUACUGCACAGAUCCCGGGGUUGAGAUAUUUUCACUUUUUUUAUCAUACAACGCGUUUACAGCAGUAUUUUUCCUCUUAGCAUAUUUUCAUUUUAAUGGGAUUAUUUUAACGGUGAAUUAAUUGAUUGUUAAGGCCAAGCAUGUUCUUAAAUGUUCUUGCCUAAAAAGGUACUGUCAUGUAUGGAUCGUGCUUGGCCGCAUACACAAGUUUUAUCCACACUUUUCACUACUACCAUCACGUUUUAUUUCCUUGCUUACUUGCAUUAUUUUUGUCUUCCGUAUUCAGAGGUCAUCAAAACGGAUUCUUUAUGACGUCACAUAUAUUACACAGCAGUAAUCUUGUUUUCCCUUUUUUUUAUAUUUUUGUUUUAUGUCUAUGCAUGCUUGCAUGUCAUUAUGCAGUAAGUUAUUAUAAUUUCCAGAGAUGAAAUAAAGCCAUAAAAAUACA
Messenger RNA from Styela clava, 2978 nucleotides. NCBI's taxonomy places the organism in Eukaryota, Metazoa, Chordata, Ascidiacea, Stolidobranchia, Styelidae. The record is from RefSeq and is a predicted model, not a curated record.